GUAGUUGAGCGGCGCGUCGGAUGUUUGUCGUCUUGUCAAACGGGCGCAGCGGGGCGACGUGUUUACGGUGGUCGGUAAUGUUCUUCACCGAGGCCCGCCUCUAACCUGCCGGCCCAGAAGACGUUCCCGCUGCCGGCGCCGCGUGCAGGAACUAAGAGCCGCGCGGACACACACACACACAGAGCCAGCAGCCAGCUGAGCAGGCAGCCCGUCCCCGGGAACAUGAUGGACCUGCACAUUUUAGACCACCGGCUGCGGGUCACCAGCAUAUCCAAGAGCGGACUGGAGCAUUUCACACACCCCCUCAUCAAGCUGAUAUUUCUGCGGAACCGAACACGAUGCAAGUUCUUCAGCCUGACGGAAACCCCGGAGAACUUCACGCUGGUGCUUGACGAGGAGGGCUUCAAAGAGCUGCAGCCCUCAGAGCACCUCCAGGUUGAGAGCUCCACCUGGCUGCCACUCAACGUGGUCUCCAACGGCAACGUCUCCAGCAGCUCCCAGGCGGUCGGCGUGACCAAGAUUGCCAAGUCGGUCAUCGCUCCCCUGGCCCAACAGCACGUCUCUGUAUUCAUGCUGUCCACAUAUCAGACUGACUUCAUCCUGGUGAGAGAGAAAGACCUGUCUGUGGUUGUCAGCACCUUAAAGGAAGAAUUCAGCAUUUACCAGGAGGUGGAGGGAGAGUCCGUCCCCGUGCGUUGCCAGGAUGUGACACACAACCUUCAGAAGAACAGCAAAGAAGCCAUCCAACUGACAGUUCACCCGGUGCUGAUCCCCCCGAACCAGUUCUGUGUCAUGUCUCUGGACCCGGACACACUGCCGUCCAUCGCCACCACGCUCAUCGACGUCCUCUUUUACUCCAGCAGUCCGAAAGAAGAAUCUCCAGACCAGGAGCUGGACUGCAUCAAGUUCUUCUCCUUCUCCCUCAUCGAUGGAUACAUCUCCCUGGUGAUGGACUCUGAGGCCCAGCGACAGUUUCCUUCUGAUCUUCUGUUCACCAGCUCCUCCGGGGAGCUUUGGAGAAUGGUCCGGAUCGGAGGACAGCCACUUGGUUUUGAUGAAUGCGGCAUCGUCGCCCAGAUAUCGCAGCCUCUCGCUGACGGCGACAUCUCUGCCUAUUACAUCAGUACCUUCAGCUUCGACCACGUUUUGGUUCCUGAGGAAGACAUAGUGAGUGUGAUGGGCAUGCUUCAGCAUCACAGGAAAGAAGCAGCCACCAGCUGACUUCCGAAGCAGGCGCGGAGCUGCUAUCGAUCGCCGUGUCUUCCCUUUCCUCCCCCAGGCCGAGGGGGUGGCAGGUUUGCAUUGAGGGAGGCUGACUCUGUGCACAAAAGUUGCACUGCGAUAAUCACACGUUUGCCAUGAACACCAGAAGCGCUUUUUCUUAACAUGAACCCCUUACAGGUUGUGUGUAUGAGGCACCUUGUCUGAGUUAUUCUAGGAUGGGGGCAUCAAAGCUGCACACACGCAUGACGGUGAAUAGUUGGUCCCAGAGUAGGAAUAGCGACAUGAUGGGUGGACUGUUCCUGCACAAACUUUGUGACAUCUCACAUGACCUCUUCAUGUGGUUAUCCUAUAAUUAAAACGUGAAAAGUUCGUACUUGUAAAAUGUGACAGGGCGAGCCGUUCAGCAUUUCGGAGACAUGUGAUCUGGUUCUUUUUUGGACUAAAAUAAGGCCGACACUCGAGGGAAGAGUUUGUGAACAGCUUUGAUGCAGCUUAUUUUGUUUAUUUCAGAAAAUAAAAUGAGGAAGUUAGAAUUACAAGAAAUACUUCCUCAUUCAAGGCGAUCUCGGAUCAUAUGUACUGUUCCAGUGUUUUGGUUUUGUGCUGCAUUUCAAUUUCAACUCCUGAAUAACUAACACCAAUGGUUUUUUUUUUAGGUAUUCCUUAUGUUUUGGUAACUUCCUGAGAAAUAAUGAGCAGAAAAAGUUCGAGUGACUUUACUUUUUAUUAGAAAUAUUGUUCAGUUAUGUUGAGGUCAAAGGAAAAUGGCAGCAAAAGUUACUUUCUUUUAGAGAAAUUGUAUGAUCUUCCAGAUUCAGUAUAUUGUUAAACAGUCGCAGCAGGUCUUGUAUUUUGUAAGCCAGAGACACUUAUGGGACAAUGGUUUUCAUACUACAGACGUUUUUGGUUCUGAAUGUGCAUAUAAAACAUGAUUUCAGAGGUCAGACUUUUUUUAACAGUUAUUAACACUAUGUCUUAGUUUUUGUUGUUGUUAUUUGCACAGAAAUUGAACUUGGAUUUCUUUAAGACGGCUACAUUUUAUACAACUCAAAGUUUUCUGUAAACAUUACUAUUCUCUGUGCUGCUUUAUUCAAUAAACAACAAAACAUUUUUGAAGGAAACUCA
Molecule: messenger RNA, 2349 nt
Organism: Oryzias latipes (Japanese medaka)
Lineage: Eukaryota; Metazoa; Chordata; Actinopteri; Beloniformes; Adrianichthyidae
Gene: castor1
Product: cytosolic arginine sensor for mTORC1 subunit 1
Biological process (GO): negative regulation of TORC1 signaling
Molecular function (GO): arginine binding
Source: RefSeq, a predicted model, not a curated record